Athalia rosae (coleseed sawfly) is the source of this 1177-nucleotide messenger RNA. Its product is annotated as lachesin-like. The coding region runs from base 114 to 923 and encodes 269 amino acids. NCBI's taxonomy places the organism in Eukaryota, Metazoa, Arthropoda, Insecta, Hymenoptera, Athaliidae. Gene Ontology annotation, biological process: synapse organization. The record is from RefSeq and is a predicted model, not a curated record. Gene Ontology annotation, cellular component: neuron projection membrane. The transcript is spliced from 5 exons.
UAAUUAUAAAAUAGUGGCGUUGAUCGCUUUUUUUAUGUAUCUAUGAAGAUUGUAAACGCUCACGGCGUAACGACUUACACGAUCAUUUGACGUCGUUUUUCUGUUGCGUUAACAUGAAUUCCAUCCAUUUGUGCUUGGUAUUGGGGGCGUUGGUAACGACGGCCGCGUCGCAAGAAACGCCAAAGAUCAGAACCGCAUCGACAACUGUAGCUGGCAUCGUAGGGAAUAGCAUUUCACUAGAAUGUUUGGUCGAAAAUUACGAAGCCAAUACCCUCAUGUGGGCCAGGGGGCCAAUUUUGGAGAGGAGAUUAUUAACAAUGGGAUCAAUACUGUUGGUUCAUGACGACCGAUAUUCCUCAACAUUCGACCGUAAUAGUUCAACGUACAAAUUGGAGAUCCGAAAUGUAGACUUCUCAGAUGCGGGAGUAUACCAAUGUCUUUUACCGCUUGCCAUGGACAGCGUUCUGACUUCGGACGUUGAGGUGCAAGUGCUUCCGAAACCAGGCGAAGUCGCAUUUGAUUGGAACGCAACGGAAACCUCACUUUCCAAAUCUGAGGGGGAGCCUGACGUGUCGUCGCAAAAUACUCCAAGGAUUAUUCGCGUAUCACCAACUCAAAUUGCGGAAGUUGGUGACAAUGUUACCCUGGAAUGUGUGCUGGAAAAUGUAUCGACCAUUGGGGUGGUUUGGAUUAAAAAGCGUGAUGAUAUCUAUCAUCAAUAUUUGGAUGUAGCGACAGCACUUGUUUUGCGUGAUUCUCAUAUAACCAAGACAACCACCGACAACGUCACAUUGUGCACAUUGAAGCUCGAAAAUCUGAAAUUAGAGGACGCUACGACUUAUCAAUGUGUCCUGAUGAAGACGGUCGAAGACCUCGUCACUGCUGAUGUCGAAGUACAAGUCCACUCGAAGUCACUGAUUUGAAUCAACACAAAUUAACACGAAUUAGAAAAAUUAAUUCAAGCUAGAAUGAAUCAACUUGCAUUAAUCGAAAUUACAUGAAUUAUUUCGAAUUAAAUAGAAUUAUUAAAAAUCAAUUUGUAUUGAAUAGAAUUAAGCAAAAUUAAUCGGAGUUAUCGAGAAUUAAUUAAAAUUGAGUAUAAUUGAGAAGAAUUGAAUUUGAAUUAGCACAAUUAUUCUAAUAUACAUAAUAAAAAUUAAUGUGAAGUCGCGCCUGA